Amphibalanus amphitrite is the source of this 5550-nucleotide messenger RNA. RefSeq names its product ankyrin-3-like. Gene Ontology annotation, molecular function: protein binding; kinase activity. The transcript has 17 exons. Bases 257 to 4399 code for a protein of 1380 amino acids. The record is from RefSeq and is a predicted model, not a curated record. NCBI's taxonomy places the organism in Eukaryota, Metazoa, Arthropoda, Thecostraca, Balanomorpha, Balanidae.
AGUCGUUAGCGGGGGUUCGGCUCGCGCCCAGGUAGCUAUACUGGGGCUCUGCAGAACAGUGGGAGUUAGGAGUCGUGACAUUCAACAGUGCAUAUACCUUUAGGGACUGGUAGGAAGGCUUAGUUUGCACUGAACGUUGUAAAGUCUGAAAAUCUAGUUGGUGAGUGAUCGUUAAUAAAACAUAUUGCAUACUCAAGACUGUUGUAGCAGGUGGACGAUAUAUCUUUUUAGAUAAUUCGCAUACAGUAUCCCAGUCAUGGCGAUCACGAAGGCGACUCGCCGGCCCUCUCAGAAUCAGAGCCCCCGCACCAAGGGCAAGGGCAAGGGCAGUAACACAAGCAGCGGCAGCAGCGGAGGAAACCUCUACACACACUCCAGUCCGCCCAAAGUGCUGCCGAUGAACUCCUCCAACAUCCGCCAGUGGCUGAAGGCAGGGGACCUGGAGAAGCUGGAGGACGUCAUUAUCGACGGACAGGGUCAGAAGCUGCUCAAGGAGUCGUCGGCAGACGACAAGACCAGGGCGUUCCUUCGAUCGGUGCCCGACAGAAUUUCCAAGAUGGACGCCAUUCACAAGGUGGUGGAGGAGGGUGACCUGCGUCAGACCAAGAACCUGCUGGACCGCCGCAAAUACGCCAUGUCGCGAGACAAGAACGGUGUCAGCCUGCUGCAUAAAGCUGUGAUGAACGGACGAACAGAGGUCGCCGAGUACCUCGCCUCCAACUACCCGGAGAUCCUCAACCUCACGGACGCCGACGGUCGGACGGCCCUCCACCUCAGUGCCGCCUCCUCCGACCCUCGAGGCACCUACGACGCACUAGUGCGGGCCGGCGCGGACGAAAAGACUCGUGACAAGCGUGGCAGGCCAGCCCAGUACUAUCUGGAUCAUCCGGAUGACUUGGCUCUGCCCACCAAGGCUGAGCCGACCAGCAGGAAUCGGCAGCGACAGAGGAGGACGCCGCCUAAAGACCAUGUACGAGGGCGAAAACCUCGAGACAAUGGUGCAGCUGCUUCUAAUGGGGGUGCUGGUGGUUCUGGAUCUGGACCCGUGUCCCACGCCACGAUCCGGAUCUGGAUCCACGGCCGGGAUCUGAACAAGCUGGAGCAGAUGGUGCUGGACGGACAUGGCGAGCGUCUGCUGAACGAAACAGCCGGAUCGAACCGGGUCAACAAGUUCCUCACUUCGGUCCGACCGCUCAUGAUUCGGAUCCGUGAGCUGCACUCUGCGGCGAUAAACGGUGACUCGGCCAAGGUCGAGGCCAUGACUGAAGGCCAGUCACGUCUGCUGACCUCCAAGGACCAGAACGGACUCACCAUCCUUCACAAGGCUGCCGGCCUGGGACACGAGGAGAUUGUAGAAAAUCUGCUUGAAGUCAUGGCACCACGAGAAGCUGCGGCGGCUCUUGGCCACCGGACGAUCGUCGAAACAUCCUUGGGCACCGUCCGAGAUCAGAAGGACGAGCCAGACAACGACGGCUACACACCGCUCUUCUAUGCGGCUGCCAGCCAGAACAAGGAGAUCUACGACCUGCUGGUCAAGGCCGGCGCUGAUGUCAACCGGGUCGAUAAGCGUAAGAAGACAGCCGAGUACUACCGCGAGCACCCGAAGGAGAUGCCGAUGCAGCACGUCUACCAGCUACCGGACGCACCAAGAAACUCUGGCGACUCCCUGGGUGUUCCCGAUGGACCGAACAGGAGGAGGUCGGUCAGCACCGACCGACACCAGGGAGGUGACGGAGGACCGGCGGCGAAGGGCAAACGGUCCACUAGUCGCCGAGAGACGGACCAGGCCUCGUCGGACGCAGCGGCGGCCGCUCAGGCGCGUCUGUCGGAGCAGGACGUCACGCCGGGUCAGGUAGACGUCUGGAUCAGACAGGGUGACCUCGAGAAGCUGGAACAGGUGCUGGUCGACGGUCAUGGAGACGCCCUGGAGGGCAAGACCGCCUGGAACGAGCAGGCCCGCAACAUACUGAAGGUGGCGCCCACAUAUAUGGAGCAGAUAGCGGCCAUGCACAGUGCCGCCGCGCGCGGUGACGUGGCCGAAAUCAAGGAGCUGUCGCGCGUCAAGGGCCCCUACUCCAAGUCGACCAAGCUAGUGCAGUCGCUGGAUGAGAACGGUCGCCUGCCGCUGCACCUGGCCGCCUGGUACGGCCACACGCCGGCCAUACAGUUCCUCACAGAGAGGUACCCGGCAGGCAUCCACAUCAUCGACAAGGAUUCCAGAGCUCCUCAUCACUACGCCGCUAUGGCGAGUGACUCGAAGAAGGCCAAGAAAAACUACAACUACCUUAUUCAGAAGGGAGCCAACGAGAACAUCAAGGACAGUCGGGGUAACGUGGCCAGCUACUACCUGACCAACCCGUCCGACGAGUCCCGACCACCCACUCCAGAGAAAGGCGCCAAGCUGGGCGCCGCGCCGCGCCCGUCGCGCUCCGACUCGCCGAAACAAUCCCGACGCACCUCACGCGCCGCCGAAUCUCCGAAACAUUCCCGACGCACCUCGCGCGCCGCCGAAUCUCCGCGUCGAUCGCGACGAACCUCACACGCCGUAGAUUCGCCGCGUCGAAGCCCGAGCCGCGGUGCCGACCGUGCCCCCUCGCGGAGCGGAGACAGAGACGACAGAGAGGGAGGACAGGACAUGGAUAUGGACACGGUGGAGCGUCUACUGCUGACCGGCAGAACUGACGAAUUGAAGGGAGCUCGAGCCACAGACCCGGAGGUGCAGGAGCUGCUGGAUUCAGUACCAUUCAUAAUGGAGAAGAUAGAGAGCGCCCACCGCGCUGCGGAGGAGGGGGAGUUCAGAGACGUUCAGGCCCAGCUGGAUAGGAGGAAGCUGGCAGGGUCGACCCUCAAGGACGGGGCCAACCCUCUCCACAGGGCAGCCUUCAUGGGCAACACUGACGUGGUGCGGUACUUGGUGCAGAACUUCCCCGACACGAUGGAUGCCCAGGACAGGAACGGACGCACUCCGCUGCACUACGCCGCCGGCAGCCGCGACGGGGAGCAUGUCUACAAACUGCUGCAGAAGGCCGGCGCCAGGGACGACAUCAAGGAUAAGCGCGGUCGGGAGCCUCAGUAUUACGCCGACCACCGCGGAUCCCUGCGCUACACCACUGUCAGUCAGCAGUCGGAUAGCUAUGACGACUCAGAGGACGAGCAUGACGCGGGGGCGAAUCGACGCGACUCUCACGCAGAUCGCCGCUCCAGCGCUGACGGACGCAGCUCGCGCGUCGACCGCCGCCUCAGCGUGGACGACCGCGGCUCGCGCAGCGCGAGUCGCGUGUCGGCCUCCGGAGCUGAAGUCGAGUUCACUGAGGAUGCCUCGGACGCCGAGGUGCGCGAGAUCGAGACCGCCUUCGAGAAACUGCAGCGCUCGAACGCCACCUCGCUGCUGCGCAAGCACCUGACGCCGGAGGUGCUCGAGCAGGUGAAGCGGCGUCGCACGCGCCACGGCGCCACUCUGAUGGAUGUGAUUCGCUCCGGUGUGGAGAACCUGGACUCGGGUGUGGGAGUGUACGCGCCAGAUGGUGACGCGUACACGGUAUUCGCGCCGCUGUUUGAUCCGAUCAUCGAGGAGUACCACGCCGGUUUCGGACCCAACGACCGCCAACCGCCGGUGACGUUCGGCCAUCCGAAGCAGCUGACCAAAGUGCUCGGUAACCUGUCGCGACUGGGCAAGUACGUCAUCAGCACACGUAUUCGGACGGCGCGCAGCUUGGAGGAGUACCCACUGAACCCACUGAUGACCGAGACGGACUACAUCGACAUGGAGAGGGAGGUGGUCAAGGUGCUGCAGGAUCUGACCGGCGACCUGGCCGGAACCUACUACCCCCUGGACGGCAUGAGCAGCAAGGACAAGAAGCAGCUCAUCGAGGACCAUUUCCUCUUCAAGGAGGGUGACCGGUUCCUGCAGGCUGCCAACGCGUCACGGCACUGGCCAAAGGGUCGCGGCAUCUUCCACAACGCCGCCAAGACAUUCCUGGUCUGGGUGAGCGAGGAGGACCACCUGCGCAUCAUCAGCAUGGAGCAGGGCGGCAACGUCACCAGCGUGUACGCGCGACUCGUCACCGCGCUCGUCAACCUCGGCAAACACCUGAAGCUGCGCCGGGACCGCCGUCUGGGCUCGGUCACCUUCUGUCCGACCAACCUCGGCACAGCGAUCCGCGCCUCGGUGCACGUGCGCCUGCCGCGACUAGGCCGCGACCGCGCUCGUCUGGAGAAGGAGUGCGCGCGCCUGGGUCUGCAGGUGCGCGGCACUCACGGAGAGCACUCGGAGAGCAGUGAGGGGGUGUUUGACCUGAGCAACAAGCGACGACUGGGUCUGACCGAGAUCGACGCUGUGACGGAGAUGUACCAGGGCGUGUCGGAGAUUAUUCAGAUGGAGAAGGACGCCAAAAAGUGAGUGCGGUGGUCGCGAGAGACACGGGCAGAAGAGGUGAUUGAUAGACAGGGAAGCAUCAGGAUGUAGUGUGUACGUGCGUUUAUGAGUGUGCAUUCUAAGAGAUGGUUGGGCUCGAGAGACCGUGUCUUUUCUUUUGUGAGAUUUGUCGACCUGUCGACCUUUGUGUUUGUGUUUCGUCUUGUGACGGUUUCAGAAGAGAAUAAAGUAGCGGUAUGAGAGAUCGGUAACCAUGCACUUGUUCCUGUGUGAAAAGGUGAUUACUGUUGUCUAAUAACGUUCGAAAGUGGCGGUAGAGUGGCGAUUAUGAACAACAAUAAUUAUCAGCUCUCAAGUCGAAGAGCAAGUGACCGAGAAGUUGUUUUCAUUGAUCUGCAACGGCAAUGAAAACGUAGCUUUAACGUCGAUAUAAUUUUAAUGAGUUCGGUUAUAUGUAGAAUACAACUUGAUACCGUCUGCUCAGACUAAUAGUUAUGAAUCGGAAGAAGCGAGACGGAUCUCCGAAUGGUUAUUUGUGUCUGCCGAUUUGCUGAGAAAAUGUGGGCUUGAGAGCAAAGUGCAAUGCCUAUUUAGACGCUCUGUACGUUGCAUUGUAUGCUGAUGUGGCAUGUGGAUUUGGCUGUCAUACCGAAUGGGACUACAUGGUCGUAUUGUCCAGCCGUUGUGAUGUUUGCUUGAUACUAUAGCUAGAUCCCUAAACGCAUUGAACUAUGCAAAACUAAAACACUCUAUCAUAUCAUUAAGUUAGCGUCAUCCUCUAUCGUAGUCAAGCUCAUUGUCUUGCUUCUUGGAAAGCUCUACGCAGAGGAUGCGGUGCUUCUGUCAAUAGUUACAAUGUAAAAAUGUAGUCUGGAAGGCGAGCAACCGAUUGAAUAUAAUGUAUGCGCCCUGUUAGAAGUGCAAGCCUGUCGCUAGCUUCGUUUGUAUGCAAGGUAUCUUUUGGUUUCCAAUUCAAAUGUAACGGUAUAGCCUCGCAGCAAUAACACAAACAAAAUACUUCGAAAGAUAAAACCCCCUCCUGUUCAUAGUACGUAGUGUAUUUCACGUCAUACUUAUGACUAUUAGCUUGACGUACAGUUUGUCAUAGUGGUUGUGAAAUGUGAAUGUGUAGCAAUAAAAUAGUUGUGGUCUUCAAUAAACGAACAAGGGCAAAA